AUGCGGCCAAACAAUAGGGUUUACGGUCACUUUGUCGAACAUGACCAGUGUGACGAAGAUUGUCUGAAUGCCAAGCAGAAAAGGUCACUCAACACAUGGUCUGUCAUUGGCGUCAAAAUCAGCAAUUUUCGAGGUGACAAACUAAUUCAGUUAGGCUAUAAGAACCAAGGCAUUGCCGCUAGUGCGGGAGAUGCACAAAAGGAUGAAGAUCAACAUGAAAGCUCCAUUGAAAAUUCGAACAAGAAGUGGAAACAGGAAAGAAACAAGUCUUCGCCAAAUGUGCUUCCUCAGCAGGGAGUACAUUCGUUUCCAGCCAGUACUUAUCUUCAAGGAUUAGCUACUUUGCCACAGAACUACAGUAGGUUUCUCUCAUCGAUGGACUGCACGAAUUCAGCGUUUGCCAGCAACCAUUUCUUAACGACAUCAUCGUUCGAACUACCUCGAACAUCUGGAGAACAACUCAACGUCUUUGACGGUAUGAAACACAACAGGCACGACAUUCUUGGCAAGAAGCUGAAUCACAUGGACGUUGUUGUAUUGAAGCAGUUGAUCAUGGGCUAUCGGGAUGCCGCAGCUUUGCUGAAUCGCACUGCAGACGAACUGGAGCACUUGACACCCCACAAACACUGA
Soboliphyme baturini is the source of this 630-nucleotide messenger RNA. The record is from the annotation of a GenBank genome assembly. Lineage: Eukaryota; Metazoa; Nematoda; Enoplea; Dioctophymatida; Soboliphymatidae.